GACGAGCAGCAGAGAGCCGAGACCGUGAGAGAGUGAGCGGCCACAGAGCGACCAGGAACCGGACAGAACCAGGAACCACAGCACGAUGUUCUUCCAGAUGUGUCCUCACCUCCUCUGCUUCCUGCUGCUGCUCUGCGUCCCUGACACACACUCCGCUAAAUGCCCUGAGCAGUGUGUGUGUGACCAGAUCCAGCUCACUGUGACCUGCAACAGCAAGAAUCUCACACACAUCCCCCCUACUUUGGAUGAGAUCACAGUGAAAUUGGAUCUGCGUGGUAACGACAUCCAGGAGCUUCCCUCUGGGGCCUUCAAACACACACCGUACCUCACACACUUGUCGCUGCAGCGCUGUAACGUCCGCAAGGUGAAGGAGGGGGCUUUCCGUGGCCUUGGACGCCUCGUCUUCCUCAACCUGGCCAACAACAACAUCGACAUCCUCUACCAGGAGUCGUUUGACGGCCUGUCCUCGCUGAAGCAGCUCCUGAUCGACCGUAACCGGGUGGAGGAGAUUCAGCCCGGAGCUUUCUCUCAGCUCGGCUUCCUCAACCUGCUCUCCCUCACACACAACCAGCUGGUGUACAUCCCCAACAUGGCCUUCCAGGGCUUGCAGAACAUCAAAUGGCUUCGUCUGAGUCACAACUCUUUAAAUUACCUGGACACGGAGGCUUUGGCCGGGCUGUUCACGCUCACACGUCUCAGUCUGGACCACAACGAGCUGCAGUUCUUCCCCACAGAGACCAUGACCAGACUUCCAGAGGUGACCCGUCUUGACCUGAGCUACAACCCGAUGACGUACCUGGGAGAGGAGGUGGUUUCCAUGAACAAACUGACGCACCUCUUCAUGGAUCACAUGUCCCUGCAGGACCUGGACCCCACGGCCUUCUCCAAAUCCAGCAAACUGGUGCACCUGGACCUCGGUCACAACCAGCUGAGAGUCCUGCAGCCUUUCUCCGAGGGAACGUCGUCGCUGGCUCGCCUCAACCUGGCCGGGAACCCUCUCUCCUGCAACUGCUACCUGCGUCCUCUCAGGGAAUGGUCGAUCCGUAACAAGGUGAAGCUGCUGGGCACCUGUGGAGGUCCGGCCCACCUGUCGGGGGAGAACCUGGAGGCCGUGCACCCUCAGGAGCUGCGCUGCCAGAGCCAGGAGGCCAUGCUGAGGGCGGAGAGGGAGGAGGCCGCCAGGGUCACUCCUCCUCCCACUCAGGAGCCAAAGAACAAGGUCAAGUGUCCGGCAAACUGCGUCUGCGAGGCUGAUACACACCACUCUUCCUGUGAGAACCGCGCUCACACUAAAGUUCCUCGCGGUUUCUCUCCGGACACGAGGCUCCUGGACCUCCGAGGAAACCACUUCCACUUCAUCCCCAGCAGCAGCUUCCCCGGCGUGGCCCAGGUGGUUUCGCUCCACCUGCAGCGCUGCAAGAUCGUGGAGGUGGAGGACGGGGCGUUCAGCGGCAUGAAGGGCCUGAUCUACCUCUACCUGUCCGAGAACGACCUCUCCUCCCUUAGCCCCAACGCCUUCAAAGGCCUCCCUCAGCUCACGUACCUCCACCUGGAGAAGAACCGCUUCACCGGUUUCCCCCGGGGAGCCUUCAGCCUGGUGCCCAGCCUGCUGGCUCUGCACCUGGAGAACAACUCCAUCUCCAGGCUGGAGCCGGACGUCCUGCUGGGGGCCGGGAGCCUGCGCUCGCUCUACCUCACCGGGAACGCCAUCGGGAACGUGUCCCCUCGAGCUCUGGAGGGGGCGGGGGACCUGGACACGCUCCACCUGGGGGGCAACAAGCUGAAGGAGGUGCCCACCGAGGCGUUUAGUAAGAUGGGGAGCCUGCGGGACCUGAGGCUGUCCGGGAACACCAUUCGCUGGGUGGGGCCGAACGCCUUCAGACCCCUGGAGAGGAGCCUGAAGGAGCUGUACCUGGACAACAUGGGACUGGAGAAGAUGUCUCCGAGCUCCCUGGCAGGAGUGGGUCCAGGUCUGAGGAGUCUCUUCCUGGAGGGGAACCUUCUGGAGGAGGUGCCAGACCUCCACCCUCUCUCCUCUCUGGAGGUCAUCAACCUGGCCCACAACCCUCUGAUGUGUGACUGCCCUCUGCUGCCACUGCGCAUGUGGAUAGAGAAAGUGAACCUAAAGGUGCGAGCCACGUGUGCGAAUCCCCCCGAGCUGAUUGGUCGACGGGUGAAGGACGUCCAGGUCUUCAGAGCCUGUCCUGGGGGAGAAAGUCUUCCUUCCCCCCCCACCGUCACCCCAAAACCAGCAAAGGCCCCCAAAGCCACCAAACCCAAACCGAUGCACCUCAAAGGCCCGCGGCGGGUCAAGAUGCUCAAAGCCAAACGUCGUAAAGGAUCCAACACGAAACCCACAGCGGCGAAGAAAACCACCAAGAGACGCAGCAUGGCCUGAGAGGCUUUUUAAAGACAAACCAUGGAGUUAAUUCCUCUAGAAAUGUAACAGCUUCAAUAUAUCAGAUUUCUAUUACAUUGUUUCUGCAUCAUUUUCUAUUUGUCAUCUGUUGGUAACUGUUGAAAAACGUCUGUUACAACACAUUAUGUAAUGAUUUCACUGACAAAAUGUAACGCGUAUAAAACACACUUCCUUAUGUAAUAACACUCAUUCGUUAAUAAGCAGCGUCAAGGCAAUAUGUAAUGCAUUCACCUGCUUCUCGUAAUGUUUCUUACACCAUGCCUGAGUCGUUUUAUCAGACGCGGCCUGAGAAAGCUGCUUUUUUAAAGUUUUUAAAAGACAAACCAUGGAUUUAAUUCCUCUAGAAAUGUAACCUGUUAAGGGUUUUUAACAUCUUCAAUAUAUCAGAUUUCUAUUACAUUGUUUCUGCAUCAUUUUCUAUUUGUCAUCUGUUGGUAACUGUUGAAAAACGUCUGUUACAACACAUUAUAAAAUGAUUUCACUGACAAUCACACAUAUCGUUAUGUAAUAACACUCGCAUUUGUUAAUAAGCAGCUUCAAGGCAAUAUGUAAUGCAUUCACCUGCUUCUCGUAAUGUUUCUUACACCAUGCAUGAGUUGUUUUAUCAGACAUGGCCUGAGAAAGCUGCUUUUUAAGAAAGACAAACCAUGGAUUUAAUUCCUCUAUACAUGUAUCCUGCUGAGGCUUUUUAACAUCUGCUAUAGGACAGACUUAUAUCAGUCUAUUGUUGCAUUAUUUACUCAAAUCAUUAGUGUAGAAACAACACAAAUAUGCAAUAACACAAUAUGUUAUAGUUGGCCAACAUGCAAUACGUUUGCACGUUUUUAUCCAAUAACACCUGCAUUUUGUAAUAAUUAACUACAUAUUGCAAUGUGUUUUACAUGUAUGAGUCUUUUUUUAUCAGACAUGGCCUGAGAGCUGCUUUGUUUACGUUUUAAAAGACAAACCAUGGAUUCAAUUCCUCUAGAAAUGUAACCUGCAGAGGAUUUUUUGAACAUCUCCAAUAUUUCAGAUUUGACCGUUUCUGCAGUUCUCCUUGUCGUCUAAUAAUAACUGUUGAAAAACAUCUAUAACACAUGUGACAAAUAAACGAUGGACAACUUCACAUUAAA
Trematomus bernacchii (emerald rockcod) is the source of this 3531-nucleotide messenger RNA. It is a transcript of the gene chadlb, whose product is annotated as chondroadherin-like b. The transcript is spliced from 11 exons. The coding region runs from base 86 to 2398 and encodes 770 amino acids. Gene Ontology annotation, molecular function: protein binding. Gene Ontology annotation, cellular component: extracellular matrix. NCBI's taxonomy places the organism in Eukaryota, Metazoa, Chordata, Actinopteri, Perciformes, Nototheniidae. The record is from RefSeq and is a predicted model, not a curated record.